AUGAGUAAUUAUGCUGAGACUUUCGUGGCUGAUGGGAAAGAUCAAAUAGCACUCCUUCUUGAGCAGCUCAUUUUUUUGAAACCAAUUAAGAAUGUGAUGGACAGAGAGGAAAUGGACAUAAGCUUUGUACAAAUUGAAUCACUUUUGAGGGAGAUAACAAGUUUAUCUUACUUGAAUCUUGCCAACAAAAGAGACGCAAAAGAGAUGAUCAAGAAAAUUAACCUUUCAUCUGUGCUGCUGCUAGACAAGUUGAAGCAUCGUAAGCGAAUGCUUAUUGAGAUUGGCCCCCAAUUUCCCUUGUUCGAGUUUCCCAAGACUCACAAACUGGGGUUCAUUGAUUUUCUAUACACAAACCUAGGGGAGCUGCUGAAAUAUGAUCCUGUGUCAAUUGCACCAUUGAAGCAUUAUGUUGAAGAGAUUCAACAACAUCUCAAGUCAUUGAGUUCAUUUCUUGUCAGUGUUUCAGAGUCGGAUAUGCAUGAGAAUCCAGAACUGAAAGAUGUUGGUGAUCGUGCUACUGAGAUAGCAUAUAAAGUGGAAUAUGUUAUUGACUCGAUUGUGGAUGAAGCUCAAUGGCAGCAUUUCUUCUGGUUUCAUCAUCAAUUAGAGGAGUUAAGACUUAUUAAUGAGCUGGCCACUGGAAUUCGCUUGACAUACUCUGAUGCCAAAGUCCCAAAAAGCAUUGUCUCCAGCGUUGCAAUCGAUAUGGUAUCGCAGGAGCGUGCAAGGGAAGUAAUCAAAGAAAUGGUGGUAAAUCUCAGUGAUGAAGAGCAGGUUAUAAUUGAUCAACUUACCAGAGGAUCCUCAAGGCGAGGUAUUGUUUCUAUUGUUGGAAUGCCAGGUCUUGGAAAGACAACAUUGGCUAGGAAAGUGUACAACAAUCAAAAUGUUACACGCCGCUUUCAUUGUCGUGCAUGGUGUUAUGUUUCCCAAGUAUAUGAGAAGAAGGAAUUACUGCUCAAGAUUUUACAUGACAUGCAUGGGCUUUCUGAUGAGAUUUGCCAAAUGACUACCGAAGAUCUUGAAUCAAAAUUGCGUCAAUGCUUGUUGAAAAACAAGUAUCUCAUAGUUAUGGAUGAUGUGUGGGAUGCUAGAGCUUGGAAUGACUUGCAAAAUUCAUUCCCAGAUGACAACAUUGGAAGCAGGAUUCUAAUGACGAGUCGUCAUUGUCACGUGGCCUUGGAAAUUGAACCAAAUGGUGAUCCUCAUUUACUUCGCUCACUUUUUGAGGAUGAAAGUUGGAUUUUGUUAGAAGGAAAGGUGUUCCAAGGAGAAGGUUGUCCCCAGGAAUUGUUGCCAAUCGGAAAGAAAAUUGCUCAAAGGUGUGGUGGGCUACCUCUAGCAACUGUUACAAUUUCAGGUCUUCUGCAAAGGACAGUGAAAAGUUGCAUAUCCCAACAGACAGAAAAGAGCAAAGAAUUUUGGGAAAACAUUUUAGAAAGCUUGAGUUCCGAAAUAAUGAGUGAUCCAGAAGCUCGGUGCAAUGAAAUCUUUGAACUGAGCUACAAGCACUUGCCAGGACAUCUAAGAGCAUGCUUUCUUUAUUUGGGUGUUUUUCUGGAAGAAAGAGAUAUUCCUGUGAGUAAAUUGAUACGUUUCUGGCUUGCUGAAGGUUUCAUUCCAAACACUGAAUCAAGGAGAUUGGAGGAUAUUGCCGAGGCAUACUUGGUGGAUCUAAUUAACAGAAGCCUAGUAAUAGUCUCCAAGAGAAGAUCCAACGGGCAGGUCAAAUCAUGUCGCCUUCAUGAUCUUAUACUUGUUUUCUGCAGAUCGAAGGCCAAAAGUGAGAAUUUCUUGCAGCUGUUAAUGAAGUCUGAUGAACCAUAUUCUUCUUUUCCUAGCUCAGAUUAUGGUUUUGAAUUUGAUUUUCACGAUCAUUUAGCUCCUGUAACAUAUAAGGCCUAUAGAUUGAGCAUUUUUCUGAAGCGAAAUCAUUUUGUUGAAUCAAGACCUUCUGGCCCGGGCACUCGGUCUUUGAUAUUCUUUGCCUCCACUGAUGCAGAGCCCAGAUGUCCCUAUGACAUCUCAUUCAUUUGUCACAACUUCAAAUUUCUUCGGGUGUUGGAUUUUGAAAGCAUCAAUAUUGGUGUCUCCUUUCCUGUUGAAAUUGGACUGCUGGUUCGGUUGAGAUAUUUAGCAGUGAGUGGGUACUUGCAGUAUAUCCCAAAAUCAAUAGCCAACCUCAGGAAACUAGAAACUUUGAUUGUGAAGGGGUUGCGUGGUAAGGUUGUCCUACCAAAAACUAUUUGGCAAAUGACAAGUUUAAGGCAUCUUCAUUUGAACAUUCAUGUUGCAUUCAAAUUGGAUGAUGAAGAGCUUGGAGGCUGGUAUCAGUUGGAAAAUUUGGUCAGCUUUUCCCGUCCAUCUCUUUCUUGUGGUGAAGAUAGUGAACAAGUAAUGAAGAGGUUUCCAUAUCUUCGCAAACUGAAAUGCAUUUUCUUCGAAUCACGGAAGUCUUCCAGUAAUUGCAAUCAAUUUCCAAGAUUAAGUUCUCUAACUCAUUUGGAGUCGCUCAAUAUUUUUUACUAUGGGAGGCCUAUUAAUACCACUGAAUUCAUUCUCCCGUCCAAUCUGAGGAAAUUGACUCUUUCAAACUUUCACCUACCCUGGAAUCGUAUCUCGGCAAUCGGGAAGCUACCAAAGCUGGAAGUUCUCAAGUUACUUUCUGGUGCCUUUGAGGGGCCGAUAUGGGACAUGGGGGAUGAAGAGUUCCAGGAACUUAAAUUCUUGAAGUUAGACAGUUUGAACGUUGCCCAAUGGAAUGCUUCUUGUGAUCACCUUCCCAAACUUGAACGCCUUGUCUUACAAAAUUGCAAAGAACUUGAGAAAAUUCCCCAUGAUUUUGCAGAAAUAUCUAUGCUGGAAAUGAUUGAGGUGCACUGGUGCGGACAAUCUGCAGAAAAUUCGGCAAAAGGGAUUGGGGAUUCAACUGGGGAGAUCAAAGUCCUAAUCAGUAGUUCAUAUGUUAGAUCGUGAACAUAUUAUGGAUUCCAUCAUUGCAAUCUUCCACUCAUUUGCAAGUUUUGUUAUGGAGAACAGAGUUAACGUUGUUAGCUGAGAAAGCUGGUUGCAUUGCUCCAGUAACAACGUGCAGCACCAGAAUGACAAUGGUAAUUCUCGGACGGAUAUAAUCUUUUCAAAAAAAGUGCACUUGCGAAGAUUGAAACUUGAGAGAGUCUCCUACUACAGACUAGUCUGCUCUGUUGAAUCACCAGUGCAACCAAGCGCUUCAUGCGAAUGACCCUGGAGAACUAUUGGGCAUUCCUUGAGAAAGAGGGGACUGAGUUUAGGGAUCUGUUGAAAUGCACUGGAGGUACAAAUAGGGGAGUCAGUUACAAAGUAAUUUGGGACCUACAGAGAUGUGCUACUGGGACAGAUCCAGUUAUUCUUGAUUUAAGAAGCAUGGGAAAAGGUCAGGUUUGGGCAAAUGGCCAUAAAAAAUACGCAGACAUUGCAUUCUUGCUGCUCCAAGAAAUGGUUUCAGAAGAACCCCGUCUCUAUGUGGGAAACCUGCUCAAGGCUUGUGUAAUCUGCUCCUUUAGUAGCACUAAUUUUGUGCAAUCCUGACAUAAAGAGUCAAAAACUUUUAUGCUGUAACAAGUUUAACAUUCUUUCUUAGUACAAUGAUGACAAUCGUUCCA
Molecule: messenger RNA, 3641 nt
Organism: Coffea eugenioides
Lineage: Eukaryota; Viridiplantae; Streptophyta; Magnoliopsida; Gentianales; Rubiaceae
Product: putative late blight resistance protein homolog R1A-3
Exons: 5
Coding region: 1-2976 (991 amino acids)
Biological process (GO): defense response to other organism
Molecular function (GO): ADP binding
Source: RefSeq, a predicted model, not a curated record